Messenger RNA from Homalodisca vitripennis (glassy-winged sharpshooter), 4331 nucleotides. RefSeq names its product xanthine dehydrogenase-like. NCBI's taxonomy places the organism in Eukaryota, Metazoa, Arthropoda, Insecta, Hemiptera, Cicadellidae. Gene Ontology annotation, molecular function: 2 iron, 2 sulfur cluster binding; iron ion binding; oxidoreductase activity. The record is from RefSeq and is a predicted model, not a curated record. Bases 243 to 4172 code for a protein of 1309 amino acids. The transcript is spliced from 27 exons.
CAGCUGGAAGCACUGCAGUAAUAAAUGAACAGAAAGAGCGCUUCUUAUACACUUUAUAAGUUAGGUCCUCACUUUAAUUAUUAAUUAAUUGUUUAAAUAUUUCAUAUGUUAAAGACGUCUUUAAUAUACGUCGCUACCACAGUUCAUGUUGCUGAAUGUUUAAAUUAAUUAUCAUAGUUUUAAAUGUAGUAAUUUACUCAGUAAAUCUUACCUCGUUUUUUGAUAAUUAAUUGUAAUCUAAAAUGGCUGCUUCAAACUACCAGCCAUACACUAUCGAUUCAAAUAUCAGCAGGUUGGACGCAGACAAUUUCGUGACAUUUUCUUUGAAUGGAAAAGUUCAAAAAGUGUGGGGUCUCCCAGGAGGAACCACCCUCCUGCAGUACAUCCGGGAUGUUGCCCAACUAAAGGGCACCAAGUACAUGUGUCGCGAGGGCGGCUGUGGUUCCUGCAUCGUCAACCUUACAUUUACUGAUCCUGUCACAGGCCUUGACAAGUCCUUUGGUAUCAACUCAUGCCUUUACGCCCUAUAUUCAUGUCAAGGAAUGUCCGUGACUACCAUAGAAGGGAUCGGCAGUAAACAGAAAGGCUACGAUCCUGUCCAAUGUCGCCUUGCCAACUUCUACGGCACUCAAUGUGGAUACUGCUCUACGGGCUGGGUUAUGGCAAUGUACAGCUUGCUAAGAUCCGAUAAUACCAUGAGCAUGAAACAGAUAGAAGACUCGUUUGGGAGCAACAACUGCCGCUGCACAGGUUACCGACCUAUCCUGGACGCUUUCAAAAGUUUUGCGCAGGACAGUUCUCUGGAGUUGCAGAAUAAAGUUGCUGACAUUGAGGACUUGCUAAAACAAUGUAAGAAUGGUCAAGGCAUAUGUAGAAAUCAAUGCAAGUUGCCAUAUCCAUGCACAGAAACUUCCAUGGAACCUAGAGACGCUGUUGAGGAUGAUGAUGAGCGAGAUUUUGUAGAGCUGGCUCUGUCUCCUGGGAAGAUUCGAUUGACUGAUGGACCUGGAGCGUGGUAUAGGGUUACAUCUGUGAAAGAGAUUUUCGAAAUAUUCACGAUGAUCAAAGGCACUUACAUGUUGAUCGCAGGGAACACUGCUCAGGGAGUUUUUAAGGAGAAAUACUCUCCGCCUCCUGAAGUAUAUAUUGACAUCACCGGAGUAAAAGAACUAAAGUUCCACAUUAUCAAUGCUGACGGAGUUCUGGUGUUGGGAGCCAAUAUGACCCUCACCGACACAAUAGCUCUGUUUCGUGCUGUGGCGGCCGAGAGACCUGCUACUUUCGGUUACUUGAAGGUGUUGGCAUACCAUAUGACCAAGGUGGCCCAUAUACCAGUCAGAAAUAUUGGCACUUUAGCUGGUAACCUCUCAGCUAAGCAUAGGUGCCCCAGAUUUCCCUCUGACUUGUUUACAAUAUUCGAAACUGUUGAUGCUCACUUGAUGAUAGAAAAUGAAGACAGCCUAAGUAAAAUAACAUCACUUCCGGAGUACCUAGAAAUGAACAUGUACAAGAAAGUGAUCACCCGUAUUUUAUUCAAACCUUUGGAUAAAUCUUACUAUGUCAGGACCUACAAGGUUAGCAGAAGAGCCCAAAAUGACCACGCUGUCGUCAAUGCUGGAUUUUGCUUCCGGUUGGAUAUAACUAAACAUUACAAAGUCAUAUCCACGCCAAGGAUUGUAUAUGGAGGAAUAAGACCCAAUUUUAUCCACGCGGUUCUUACAGAGGCCUUCUUUGGCGGCAAGAAUUUUCUAAACACUGCCACACUGCAGAAGGCGUUGUCCAUUCUCUGCAAGGAAGUGGUGCCCGACCGGAAGUUGCCCGAAGCGUCUGAGCAGUAUAGGCGUUGUCUAUCUCUAUCUCUAUUCUACAAGUACGUUUUGAGCUUGAAUCCAUCUGUCGUCAACCCAAGAUUUCGAAGCGGACCUGCAGAUAUCGCAAGACCUUUGUCGUCUGGGAAACAAGAAUACUUCAGUGACCCUUCAGAAUAUCCGCUGACCCAGCCUCUACCUAAGAUCGAGUCUCUCAUACAGUGUUCAGGUGAGAUUGAGUAUACAAACGAUAUUCCUACUGCAUCCACAGAGUUGUACGCCUCUCUUGUUCUGUCAGAUCGGGGGCCAGCAACGCUUGUUGGAAUAGACCCUCUCCCUGCUUUGGCAAUUCCUGGAGUAGUUGCAUUUUUCUCAGCCAAAGACAUACCAGGAAUGAAUACUUUUGUAGAGAUUAAUACCCGGCAUUUUCUGUACCAAUACGAAAAGCUGUUUGCAGACAAAGAGAUACAAUGUGCCGGCCAGGCUGUGGGGGUGUUGUUGGCAACAAAUCAGGACUUGGCUGACUUUGCUGCCGAGAGGGUUGUCAUCAAAUAUGCUAAUGCCAGAAAACCAUGUCUAUUUAUUGAAGAUGUUCUGAGAGCAGGCGAUAAAAAACGCUUAAAAUACGUAACAUCAAUAAAACCUACAGCAGUAAAACCGGAUGUAGAAUAUAUAAUCAGCGGAACUUUCUCCGAUCAGAAUCAAUACGUUUACUACUAUGAAACUCUAACUUGCGUAGUCUACCCCAAAGAUAACAACAAUUUAGACGUUGUAUGCCCGACCCAAUGGCCCGCCCAAAUCCAGGAAGGAAUUGCGAAAAUGCUCAACAUAUCUCAUAACAGGAUAAAUGUACAAGUACAGCGCUGUGGUGGAGCUUUCGGGGGCAAAGUGUCCAGGCCUGGUAUACCAGCAUGUGCUUGUGCUUUAUCAGCGUAUCUCCUUCAAAGGCCUGUAAGGACUGUUAUGCCGUUAGAACCAAAUAUGAGGCUUGACGGCGGCAGAUAUCCAACGUUUUUAGAGUAUGAGGUGGGAACCAACAAUGAGGGAGUGAUACAGUAUAUGAAAGCAAAGUUUUAUGUUGACAAAGGGAUAACCUAUAACGACUCGUUGACAACGAUGAUUCCCACUUUCUACAAGAGCAUAUAUGACAGCAGCUGUUGGGAUGUAGACUUUACCGAUGUACUCACUGACAAGGCUACCACAACUUUUGCCCGAUCUCCAAGUGGUUUAUCGGCGGUGGCAUCCAUAGAGCAUAUCAUGGAGCAUAUCGCCUUUACAGUGAAGAAAGACCCUGUAGUAGUGAGACUAAACAACGUAAAAGCUGACAGCCCAAUACCGGAAUACGUGGCAGAGCUCAAGUCUAAAUCUGACUACGACGCUAGACUUCAGAGUUGCAGAGACUUUAAUAUGGCAAACCAGUGGAAAAAGAGGGGAAUUUCUUUAGUUGCGAUGAAAUUUGAUGUGGCAUUUGUCGGAGAAUUUCAUGCCCUACUCAGUAUAUACCGAGUAGACGGGACAGUGGCGAUCUCUAUAGGUGGUAUAGAGAUGGGACAAGGAAUUAACACUAAGGUGUGUCAGGUGGCAGCUCAUGUUCUGGGGAUACCUCUUGUGUACAUCCAAGUGAAGACAUCUAACAACCUGAUCUCUCCCAACGACCCUUUCACGGCAUCUAGCUGCACAACAGACAGUGUUUGUUUUGCUGUGCGGAAGUGUUGUGAAGAGAUAAACUCCAGACUCACCCCUCUGCGAGAGUCCCUGGGACCGGAUGUUACUUGGCCUGUUCUUACUCAGGCAGCCUACGAAGCGAAGAUAAAUCUGAAUGCUACUUACAUGUUUGUUGCUGAACGAGAUCUCAGGGACUAUUCACUUUACGGGACGGUUGUAACAGAAGUGGAGUUAGACUGCCUCACCGGCGAACACAGGGUUACUAGAGUCGAUAUCUUACAAAACACUGGCAAUAGUUUGAAUCCUUACAUAGACAUAGGACAGAUAGAGGGAGCUUUUGUUAUGGGGUUGGGACAUUUUACCUCUGAAGAACUCAUAUACAAUAGAACAACGGGUCUUCUGACCACAGACCGUACAUGGGACUAUAAAGUGCCAGGAGCCAAAGACAUACCAGAAGAUUGGCGUAUAUAUUUCAAGAAAGAUCCCAACAUUCCACCAACUGGUGUAUAUGGUUCAAAGUCUCAAGGAGAACCUUCCAUUUUGUUAUCUUAUUCUGUGGUUAUCGCGCUCCGUAGAGCCAUAGAGUCUCUCCAUCGGGACGUAGGACAACCUUGUGUCUUCUUUAACGAUGAACCUCCUUGUACUGUGGAGAAGAACUUCCUGAGAUGCAACACUAAGAUAGAAGAUUACACUCUUUAGGAUAAACAGUAAAUGGUUCUAAGUUUCUAUUGUAUUAAUUCUGUCGUUUUAUGUAACUCUCACAUUCUUGAUGGCUUAAGAAUCAGUAAUUUUCGGUAAAAAUUAAACAACAUUGAUGUAUAUUUAUGUUUCAAUUAAAUUCAAUGUAAAGAAUUGUAA